Messenger RNA from Anguilla rostrata (American eel), 1514 nucleotides. RefSeq lists its product as uncharacterized. Bases 675 to 1259 code for a protein of 194 amino acids. NCBI's taxonomy places the organism in Eukaryota, Metazoa, Chordata, Actinopteri, Anguilliformes, Anguillidae. The transcript has 6 exons. The record is from RefSeq and is a predicted model, not a curated record.
UUCAAGUCGUUUCAGGACUAACUGGGGAAUUAGCAGUUUGAAAAAAAACACAGGCCGUAAAAUAAAUUAAAACUUCGACCCACUUUUCUGACCCAAAACUGUGCAGCUAUAUGAUUAGCUAGUUGGUUGUCUAACUUUUUUUUCUGUAAUCCGUCUCCAGUAGGCUGCUGCAGUACUGGACAAGUGUAGGCGACCUGUAAACUAGGCUCCCUUUCACCAGUCAUCAUACUGGUAAAAAAAAGUAUGUUCAUUAGCCUACCUGUUUAAUACGUUGGCAAUAUUUAUUUAUCGUUGCGGUAUAAGUGCGGUAACUACAUUAGAUUUUUUUCUCAAGUUACCAAGGGCAACAACCUCUGGACUUCGUGAGCCAUAAAAACGACGUCAAUAAUUAAUUCAGAAUAACACUGCAACUCGGCAUUACACCGAGCCUCAGGAUGAAUUAAACAGGGUUCCAAGACGGAGGACGGAGACUUUACUCUGAACUACAUGGACGCGGUAGGAACUCAUGUUCCAGAACUACCCUCUGACUUACUCUGCAGAUUUCGUGACUGGAAGAACUUCUGGACGUAGUUCAGAGUUAACUCAAAGCACGGGCCAACUAGGUCCAGCGGUAGAGGAUUAUCUCGAUCCCUGCCUCCCUGUCACUGUGAGAACUGAAGGCCCUCAUCAUUCCCAUGACUGCUCACCACCCCUCUUCAGAAGACAAAACUCCCUCUGAACCUCCCCCUGUGGGGCCUGCUGUACCACUCGCUGUUUCAGCCAGGCCAUCUGCCAUGUCCUCGGGGUCACCUGCUGAGAAUCACCUGUCUCCUGACCUGGCCCCCAAAAAAACAGGGAACCAUCUCUCUCUUAGCAGUCCCCAGCUGCUGGCUGAGCUGCUGCAAAGUCAAGCCCGCAGGAGCCCCCGGGGGCCGUCCCCUGAACGCUCUUCUCCCCUGGCCUCCCCCCUGACCUCUCCCAUUUCCCCUCCAGCCUCACCCAUUACCCCCCCUGUGACCCCCCCGCAGCCUCUCUCCCCCACGCAGGAGAGUCUUACGCUCAGCAGUCCAGAGCUCCUGUCGGAGUUGAAACAGUUUCGCUCCCUGAGACAUGUCAACCCCCAGCGUGGCCUCACCACUGUCUUCUCUGGCAGAGGUCGAGCGACUCGAGGUUCAGCUCAAGUUUCACACUCCCAGCCCCGUCCUUCACCAGACGCCCUCACAGAUGCGCGAAGAGAGAAUGCAGGCAGUCAGUUGGUGGCCAAUGGGACACAGCGGUAGAAUGGGUCAGAAUGUCAUGUUGUCCAUCGUGCGUCUGUCAGUGUGUCAGCGAGACUUUUGGCAACUCUGCUGUUCUGUGAGGCUUCCAGUCAUUGUGUCAAUCAUUCAGUGUCAUUCAGGCCAUUGCACUGGCAACAGUAUAAGCAAUUCAUAAUUCAAUUGCCACUUAUGACUUUAUAAAAAUAAUUGUUUUCAGAUUUUGUACACUCCACCCAUGAAUAAACAAACAAAAAAUAAAAAAAGUGUUGAUAUAGA